GCUGAAGAGUUACGGAUCUGCACGCAGAAGCCCCGGCUGGAUACGACGGAGACAACCGACGGCAUCAUGAUGACCGUCUGCGGCUCCAACAUGUGCAACGCAGCCGGCCCGCGCCUCUCAUUGGCGGCCACCGCUCUGUUGCUCAGCCUGGCCGCCUGUCGCCUGGUCUGAGCCUGACACCGGCUGCGCCUGCUCUGGGCUCCUGCCGUCUGCUGCACGUCAUCCGGGCGUCUGCCACCCCUGUACCUCCUCCGAGCACUUUGUGGCCUGAUGUGCCUCCUCUGGGCAUCAGCCCGCACUCUCUCUCUCUCCUGUGGGUGCCUGACUGUGUUCUGCACCUGUCCUCCGGCGCCUGUGGCUGCUGCGGGCGGUGACCGAGAUGUGUGCCCUCUCCCUCCCCAUUUCAGCUACUUACAUGUUCUCUUUCUCAACCUCUUCCCCUCAGCUCAUUGCCGCGCGCAUGGCCCCUGCUGUCUCGGUGCGGACUCCACUCGUGCCCGUUGGCCGGCCUCUUGCCGCGCUGUUUUCUGAUUCCGCCUGGUGGGCGGCACAUCCACAAAUCGCCGCGGUGACUGGCUGUUCCGGCGCCGGUAAUGGCCAGGUGCCGGACUGGCACGAACAGCUGCCCGCCCAGCCACUCCCUCUGCACGAGCUCACGUGUUCGUACACGAGUCAGAGGAAGCGGCGGCUCAGGGCUGGCUCGGCCGUCACAGUCCACGCAGCUGGCUUCAGCGUACCAGCGCUAUGUGGUUCUGAAAGCUUGAGUACAAAGGCGCCAUUCUAAGGUCUCGGUCUGAUAACGACGCCAACGUUGAUGUCAAAAGUUAAGCAUAAGAAAAUGUAUGUUACUUUUGGACGC
Pollicipes pollicipes is the source of this 859-nucleotide messenger RNA. RefSeq lists its product as uncharacterized. NCBI's taxonomy places the organism in Eukaryota, Metazoa, Arthropoda, Thecostraca, Pollicipedomorpha, Pollicipedidae. The record is from RefSeq and is a predicted model, not a curated record.